GAAAAAGCUUCUAUCAAGUUGCAAGUGUAGAAGUAACGUAGAAAAAUCGCAAGAAUGUGUUAGACAUGUAUUGAUCUUAUUCUUAUGAUAAGCAAUUGUCCUCUGUAAAAACAGAAAUCUGUUGCUGCGGUUUACAGGUAAGUAUAAAUACAUAGAAUAAAUACGAAAUUAAUUAAAACGACUUAGAAAAUAUGUGAAUUCUUUUUAGAGCAACAAAAUAUUUAUGAUAAUAAAUAUCUGUCUGCUUCUGUACAUUUAUCUGUAUCGUUGCCCAGAAAUUCUUCUUUUUUAGAAUAGUUGUAAAUAAAAUAUUAUCACAAUUAACUGUUAAGAUUAAAAAUUGUUUUUAAUAUGUUUUCUGUACUUAAAUAAAAAAAUAAUUGAUGUCACCGCAACAGUAUAAUGGCACGUGUGAAAAAAACUAACACUGUGGGUAGAAAAUUGCCUGAAGAUUAUUUUUUAUUCGAUGAUCACCAGAUGUUUCUCAUGUUAUUACACGGGAUGAAAACCGGGACUAUCUUCCAGAUUUGCCGAAUACAUGUUGAUUGUAUUCACACGGAACCAUCCCAGAUAAUUAAGUGUGAUAUAGCAUAUCGGGCAAAUUAAUGCAUUGCAUAUGUUGUUAUAUACUUGCUGUACACUUCCUGACAACGAAAAAACACAUUACGAAUGCACAUGACUAUUGAUACGUUAUAUUGUUAGUAACAUGACAGCAACCUGACAGCAACAAUUUUGUAUUUAGCAAAUUUAAUAAUGAAAUGUAGCUAUUUACUUGUCGUUGAUAGAAUUCACUUGAGUGCAACCCAACAGAUAUAAUGCUGUCUCGAGUUUAGUUGCUGCAACAUUGUUGACAAUAUAACAACAAACUCACUGCAUUUGGCUAUCUAGGACAUACCACAUUAUAUAUGUCACUCUAUAUUACUUGUAUUUUUUCACAAUUACAUGUAGGCUGUUCUGGUAUUUUAGAAAUAUAACGAAGUCAUAUGAUUCAUAUUUAUAAUUUUUAUUCCAAUGGAAGAUUCUCUGAUGAAUGAAUUUUAUUAUUAUAUUUUUUGAUUUUAGAUUAGAAAAAGUAUUCUAUCUAAAAAAUUUAUUUAAAAAAUGUAGAGCUAAGAAAUUGUCUAUUAUAAGAAUAACAACUUUUUCUAUGACAGUAUUCUCUUAGUUAGUUCUCUUACAGUAUAUAUCAUUUUGUUUUUAUUAUAAUUAGCACUACAAAAUGUAAAGUUUUAUCUUUAAUCCAGGAAUAAUUAUCCCACUUUUUUGUUGCAUAAACAAUCACCAAAGAUGAUUUUUCACUACACUUGAAAAUCAUUGCUGUUCAUUACGUACUGUAAAUUAAAGUAAUUAUUCUCGACUUCUAUACUUAUUAUUCUUACUAAAUUCUAUAUCUCACUAUAUUCUAUAUCUUACUUCUACAACUUAAAAAAUUUAUCUUGCUUCUGAUAUUUCUUAUAGAAGUAACGUUCCUAGUCGACGAUAUUGUACUGUAUGUAUGAAAGCUGCACAAAUAUAUUUUUACAUUGAAUUGUUUUUCUCUUAUUUCCAUUUCACAUUUUGUUAUAAUAAAAAAAUUGCAUCGCAGCAGCAAAAAUUGUCCUAUGGACUUUAGCAAAAUAAUUGCAUGCAAAAAAAACUGACUAAAGACAAUUUCCGUUUGUAGACUCCACCGAUGGUUUCUUUCCCACGUUAUUACACGAAUAUUGCAUGCGUCUUGCCGAUCAAUUUUUCCGACACCUUCGAGUUUCGCUUCCGUAUUAAGUGCGCGUAUUUUACCUCGAUGCAAUUUGUCCGAUAAUUCUCUGAAGAUAGAAAAAAUAAAAAAUGAAAAACAAUGUAAUAAUGAAAAAAAGAGAGGAAAUGGCUACAAUAGUCAAGUAACACGAUCGGCUCUAUCGUCAGUUCUUUUGAAACCUUCGAAGCAAAUGGAAUAUCCAGAAGAGAAUUAUUAUAAACUGAACCGCUUUCUUCUAUCGGCUUGCGGACUAGAGCCUUACCAAAGCAAGUGGAAUGCUCGUUUAAUAAGAGCUUUUAUCACGGUCGUCAUAAUGUUGUCUUCAAUUUUUCAGAUCUUGUGCUGGUUUACAUAUGAAUUUAUCACACAUGAAUUUAUAGUGAAUGGGGUGCCAGCGCUUUUAAUUAAAUUGGGUAUCCUAAACAGCUUGCAUUUACGUAUCGGAAAUGUAGACAAAGUUAAAAUAUUAUUUGACCGCAUAUCAAAAGACUGGGCAUUGCAAAAGACACAUGGUGAGAUCAAGAUUAUGCGCGAACAUGCUGAGUUCUCAAGAUUAGUCACAUUCUUUUGCACGAUCUUGUCGUAUAUAGGCAUGAUGGGAUAUUGCAUAUGGUUGUGCACACCAGAAAUUCUCAAUGUUUUAAUGCCCAUGAACGAAUCUCGUCCGCGGAGGACACCCUUUAAAGACGAAUUCUUUUUAGAUGAAGAACGAUACGUUAUACUCAUUCGUUCCCACACGUGCUUUGUACUUCUAACCUUACCUAUAAUUUUCGUUACGGGUUUCACUUUAUUUAUGACUCUCACACAACACGUUUGCGGAAUGUGCAAGUUAUUGGGGUCUCGCGCAGAACGCUUAUUUCUCGUUGUUGAAGACAGAACGGAAUGCGAUUUAAUUCAGGAGUCACAAAUAAGAAACGAGAACAUGAUCGUUUUUAUACAGCAGCAUUACAACAUUAUAGAAUUCGUUGAUAUAAUUGAAACUUAUCACACAACACUGAUUUUAUCGGAUCUCACAAUAAUAAUGAUUAUAUUAAGUCUUACGAUAAUCCAGAUAUUAACUAUUUCUGAUAUCGACGGAGCUAUUAGAUCUAUUGGUAUCUCUGUUGCAUUACUAUGUUAUUUAUUCGUAUGUGGUUACAUGGGACAAAAGAUAACGGAUGAAAGUUUGAGCGUAUAUGAGAAAAUAUACAAUUCUACGUGGUACAAUGCAGUUGUUUCAGAGCAAAAGACACUGUUAAUGAUACUGAUACGACGCUGUCACCCGUUGGUCAUCACCGCCAGUAAAUUUUAUACAAUGUCUUUGCAGAAUUUUGGAAAGAUACUUCAAACAUCGCUCUCCUACUGCAUGUUUGUCAGACAAAUCUGAAAAAGUUUCUAUCAAGUUGCAAGUGUAGAAGUAACGUAGAAAAAUCGCAAGAAUGUGUUAGACAUGUAUUGAUCUUAUUCUUAUGAUAAGCAAUUGUCCUCUGUAGAAACAGAAAUCUGUUAGUGCGAUUUACAGGUAAGUGUAAAUACAUAGAAUAAAUACGAAAUUAAUUAAAACAACUUACAAAUUAUGUCAAUUCUUUUUAGAGAAAGAAGAUAAUUAUGAUAAUAAAUAUCUGUCUGCUUCAGUAUAUUUAUCUGUAGCGUUGCCUAGAAAUUCUUCUUUUUUAGAAUAAUUGUAAAUAAAAUAUUAUUAGAAUUAACUGUUAAGAUUAAAAAUUGUUCUUAAUA
Molecule: messenger RNA, 3451 nt
Organism: Solenopsis invicta (red fire ant)
Lineage: Eukaryota; Metazoa; Arthropoda; Insecta; Hymenoptera; Formicidae
Exons: 9
Coding region: 1926-3101 (391 amino acids)
Biological process (GO): detection of chemical stimulus involved in sensory perception of smell; sensory perception of smell
Cellular component (GO): plasma membrane
Molecular function (GO): odorant binding; olfactory receptor activity
Source: RefSeq, a predicted model, not a curated record